UAAACCGCUCUCUUAAAAGUUAAUAGAUUUUAUAAAAUUUUAAAUUAGAGAGAUAUUCUUUUAAAAAUUAUACAAAAAAUUUACAUAUUUCACUUAAAGUCAAUUACAAAAUCAGAACUGUAGUUGUAAGACCUAAUUAAUAUACUUUGUGAAACUUUGUAAAAAUGUUGCAAGAUCCUCUUUAAUUUAUACAGAGGAAGUGUUGUAUAGUAGUAUCACUGCAGAUUUUUCCACUAAGUACUACAUUUCUUUGCCUUUGCUUUUGGAUAGAAGUCAUUUAUUAUGAGCAGGAGCCCUGCACACUAUCCUCAGACAAUGAUAGUAACCAGUGGUCCUCUUCAUCAUCAUACUUUAUCCAGUUAUAGUAAAAAUGGGACAUUGGAUGAUGAGCAAUAUACUGAUGCACCAUAUGACUAUUAUGAAUACUAUGCUGGAUAUGUUGAUUCGCAUGGAUUUUCCUGUAUUUAUGAAAAUUAUGGAGCUAGCAUUCUUCCUGUGUUAUACUCCCUGUUUUUUGUGGUGGGCUUUCUGGGUAACAUAAUGGCUAUCUGUGUGGUCUCGAUGGGUGUGAGGCUGAAAAGUAUGACCGACAUCUGUCUUCUGAACCUGGCUAUUGCUGACCUGCUCUUGGUCUGCUCGCUCCCCUUCUUGGCACACUAUGCCAGAGACCAGUGGAUCUUUGGAGAUGUUAUGUGCACUAUAGUCCUUAGUGUCUACCACAUUGGAUUCUAUAGUGGGAUAUUCUUUAUUGUACUGAUGAGUGUUGAUCGGUAUUUAGCUGAAAUUCAUGCUGUGUUUGCUAUAAGAGUCAGAACAAGGACAUAUGGAAUCUCAGCAAGUGUGGUCACAUGGAUUGUUGCUGUUUCUGCAUCCUUUCCUGAGUUGACACAUCUAAAAACCACAGAAAACAAUAAACAAAAAUAUUGUAUAUCUUACACAACAAAUUAUCAAAAUUCUUACCUUUCUUCAAGGACUUUUGGUAUCUUGAAAAUGAAUCUUAUGGGUUUAAUUCUUCCUCUUAUUGUGAUUGUAUUUUGUUACUCAAUCGUUUUAAAGAGACUCCUAACAGCUCACUCUACCAGGAGGCGGUCCAUGCACCUUGUCAUUACUAUGAUGGUGGUCUUCUUCUGCUGUUGGGUUCCAUACAAUGUCACAGCUUUUGUGAAAGCCUUAGAACUAAAUGAGCUUAUAACUCAAUCUUGUGACAGCAGUAAGGCAAUUAGUCUAACUUUGCAAAUCACAGAAGCUUUGGCUUAUUCACACAGUUGCCUGAACCCUAUUUUGUAUGUGUUUGUAAGAGAGAAAUUUAGAAGGAAUUUUUUUAAACUGCUGUACAGGAUACCUUGCACUAGACUGAAAUUCGUAAAGAAGUAUAUUACACAGACCACUGUAACAGUUUACUCACACAGCACCAGUGAUGAGAGAAUUAGUACAACAAUUUAAAUUGGGAAAAGAAUGCAGGGCUGUCACACCAUGCCCUAUGUUAAAGAAACAAAUUUAGGACAGUCCUGUUUAAAUGUACAUACUAAUUUGUUUUCUACCAAUCUACCAACAUUGAUGUAAUGAUUUGGGGAACUCUAAUUCUGGCACACUUUGGACUCUGUGUUGUUGUUUUCAUGUCCCAUGUGUUCGGUAAUUUCAGUUAAUUGUCUUAUUGUGUUCAGCUGUGUCUUGUUAAUUUAGUAAUUUACUUUGCUUUUAAGUCCAGUUUGUUUCAGUUUAGGUGGUCUGAUUGUCAUCCUUUGAUGCGUGUGGUUUCUGUUGAUCUUCCUGCCUGCCUGUAUGUUUAUUUGUUUGUUACUUUGUUUAAGAUUAAAAGUUAUUAAGAUUA
Puntigrus tetrazona (Sumatra barb) is the source of this 1831-nucleotide messenger RNA. Its product is annotated as C-C chemokine receptor type 5-like. The record is from RefSeq and is a predicted model, not a curated record. Gene Ontology annotation, cellular component: membrane. The coding region runs from base 283 to 1443 and encodes 386 amino acids. NCBI's taxonomy places the organism in Eukaryota, Metazoa, Chordata, Actinopteri, Cypriniformes, Cyprinidae. Gene Ontology annotation, biological process: immune response; chemotaxis; G protein-coupled receptor signaling pathway. Gene Ontology annotation, molecular function: chemokine receptor activity. The transcript has 2 exons.